CAUUGUUGUCAAUUAGGUAUUAGCGCCGAAAACCACGAAAAAACGUGUUUUGUUUUUCAUGUGUAGUGAAGAAAAACUAAGUUUGAUGGUAUUUUUGCUAAAUCUUAAUUAUGGUAAACUUAGUAGUUAAAUAUUGAAAAGUUUAUGCCUAAAGCAUAAAGUCAGUGUCAGUGAAAUGAAUCAACCCUGUUCACCCGGGAUCCCCGGAAUUCCAAAGGAGUUGGAUAUACUCCAAAUGGCUCUGGAGGACGUUGAUGUCAUGAACCACGAUGAUCGGGUCGAUGCCAUAAAUCACGGAAAUCAGGUGGAUUAUCAAAAUAGUUUUCUGUCUGGCCAGGAAGACCCACUGCAGCAGCGUGCCAUCGGAGACAUUUCCCAACAAACAUGCACGUUCACCCUGUUGGUAAACGGACAACCGACAUCUUUUUGGCCACAAUCCCAAAACACCGUCUCCGAAGCCCAUACAGUAUCACACAAUGAAUCUUCAGCGACGACUAUGCAUCAGUGGCAUCAGUCCGAGACCUUCUCCCAAAAUGACGCGACUACAAGUCUCUCAACGGAAACCAUUGAAAUGCCCAGCAACGAAAACUGCAAUCAGGAUUUUUCGACAUUUCAAGGUUUGGAGAAACCAAAGCACAUUCUGCAGCAGCACUUCGACAGUUCUCAAGUCACUACUCCAGAGACCUGCGAACCAUUCAUCACCAACGCAGCAAGUCCACGUUUAGUAUACUAUAUCCCUAACAAUACCAAGCAAGUUGUUAAAACCUCGACUAAGGUCCCCCACGUUAUCAAAUCCACUCUCACCAAUGCUAAGAAACUCCUUCAGCCACGUAAAAUUACCACCUCCAAUAAUAUCACUCGAACCAUAACGAGUGGUGUGACUUCGAAUGCCUUUGUGUUGCCAAAAACACAAAUUACCAGCAUGAACGCACCUAUUUCUAACACCAUCCUGAGCUCCGCCUCAACGCAAAAAACCACUCCGGUAUUUACAACUUCUAAAAUCAAUUCAGGAGCGACUUCCGAUCUCUUCUCUAAUCAGAUUCCCAUCACUAGCCUCAAAAAGAGUUCUAGCACGACGGUUCAUAGUAAUCUAAAGUGUAUGGUACCUACAUCAAUAAUCCAAACAAUAAAGAACGUGAGCCCCCACGUAAUCCGGAAAACCACUUCGCAACAUUCACUUUUGAAACCUCAGCCAAUAAAGACAGUCGCGAAUUCACAAUUUCUUCAAAAUUUACAAUGUGCAAACAAAAUGAGGCUUCUUCCCAACAACCAGCUAGGAAGGCCAUCUCCAGGAACAUUGAAUGGCACGAAGCUCAGUGCGAUAAAACCUGCUCCGCAGCCUGUUAUUUCCAAAUCAUAUUCUCCCACUAAUUUUGUUAUCAUGCCGCCCAACUCUCCAAAGCCUGCAAGACAAAAUUCCCCGAACGUGAAAGUCAUACUUUUACAACCGUCUGCACAGUCUCGCAAAGCCACUUGCAACCAGGCCCCAAUUAACGACUGGACAACUGAAGACUUGACUAAAAUACGUAGCUUGAGUUUUGAAACUUCGAACGACGCAAAACUUAUGAGUAGGAAACCACUGGUUCAACGUCCGAAACUGGCUGCGAAAAGGGGAAGACCCAAGAAGGAUAGCAACAGGCCCCAGGUGGCUGAAUACAAGCAACCAGUUUCCGAAGAAGACCAGGAUGAUUUUAAAGAAACGAAAACUCGAUGUGGAAGACUCUCGCGUCCUCCAGCCCAUAUAAUUAAUAAUUAUAAACACAUUCACCCUGCGAAUUUGUCCCAUCCUGACGUAGAUGACACUAAUGGAGAUGUCCAAGCCGAAGCGGAAUCGGCGAAAGAAUUGUUGCCUGGACUAGAAGGUCCGAAACGAAACAUCUCUGAUCAUUUCAAAUGUCCCACUUGUAAAAAAGUCUACUUAGGAAGGGGCAAGAUGGCCAUACACUUUGAAAAGAAUCCAACUCAUGGAAGUGUUGACCAGCUUCCACCUCCGAAACCUAUUCCGCUGGAAUGUAAAAAGAAUAGUUUGAAACCGAAGGGAAAAAAGCGAGGACCUUGGGUAACUCCUGAAGAAAAAUCAGCGCGUCGGCAAGCGAAUUUACAGAAAGUAAUUUCUGAUUGUACUGAAGCUGAAAUUUCAAAGAUUGCAACUAUACCUGUUUUAGAAUCCCAGACUCUGUUCGAUUUAAUGUUCAUAAAGUCGAAAAACAGUGCACAAAAUUUCUUAGAUGAGCUUAAUAACUUAAUAAAGGAGGCAAGGGAGAAAAUAAUCCCGGGGAUGAGAAAGACGAGAGACGAGGAUCGAGGUAGUGAGGGCACUGUUGAUCUGAGUCAGAAUUUUGUUUGCGAUGCUUUGGGUUUGAGCCCUGGAGUCUACAGAAUUAGCAGAAAUUUCCUAGGGGGAGAAGAACUUUCUGAGGACGAGGAACCAGCGAUGAAGAAGCACAAGGCUGAUUCAGAAGAGGAAGAACAGCCUCUUUUGGAACACAGAACCUCAAGUGGAUUUUCUGAGGGUUCGGAUAACAGUUCGAAUUGUAUAGAUUAUCAGACAGCCUUACCCCUGCUGACGGGGAAUCCAAGUCCGAGCAACGAAAUCCAUAAACCGAUAGUGAUUUCCAAUCCACAGAUUCAGAAUGAGUUGAAUGAGAAUAGUGGAUUUAGAAAGAUAGAUAUUAACGCAAGCUUUAACAAUUCCUUCGAGAAGAUGUCUGAGUCAAGUCAGUCUUUUUCUCUCUUUUCUAAUUUAAGCAGCAGGUUUGAAAAUACGAGUGGGAUUAACACGACCCAACUCGAGUCUGAAAAUGACUUAGGUAAUGAGGCUUAUCAGUUUGAGAGAGUAAAGACAGCUGAGGAUGUCGUGGAUAUUUUCUCGAACAUUUCGAAUUCGACGGAGAAUAUUGCCAAUGUGGAUCUCUUCGAAAAUGAGUACAAGAGGUCGUAUAGUGUUCAAAGUGGCGCAUACAACAAUAUAGACGAUUUAAGCAAACUUUUAUCAGUUUAAUUACUUCUAUUUUUAUGUAGUUCACAGGUGAAACUUGUUCGACGGUCGAUUCCUUGGUCCUGUCAUCGUUUUAAAGGCGAUGUUUUUGUUCAUUUUAAAUCUGAAGAUUGAAAUAACUUCAGAAAAGGCUUAUUUUAUGAGAAAAUAUAUCAUAAGCUUUCCAACAGCUUUUUUAAAUUAUGUUUAUGUUUAGAUAUAGAGGAGAUGUCCACAAAUAAAGACUGAGCAGUUCCGACCCUUGUAUUCAGAAUAUUGACGAUCUCGAUUAAUUAAUAACGGGUGGAUUAUUUAUCCUAAAAAAAGAAAGGUAUAAUUUUAUCUUGUGCUUAAAAAAGCUUGUAGAUAAAUUUAUAUCAAUUUUCUAGAAAUAUAUAUGUGUACAGAGUAGUAUCGGGGAGAUCUACAUUUAGAAUAAAAACUUUUAGUUUCCAAUGGAAUGUACAGUUAUAAUUGCAAUGUUUUGUAAGUUUUUGAGUGAAGUAAUUUUGUAGGGGUGUAUCUUUGUUCAUUUAUACAAUUUAUUAUUUAAUGUUGUUAGAAAUAGCCGAUGUAUACAUUCCGAGCCCUGGGCUCAAAAUUGACGAAUCUGUUUAAGUAAUAACGGGGGGAUUAUUUAUCGCACAAAAAUUAACUAACAAAGAAAUAAUUCUAGCUUGUGCUUAAAAAAUUAUGCAGAAAAAUUGAUAUAUAAAUAUAUUUUUUCAAGACAAAUCUAUGCACAGAAUUUUCGUGCAGAAUCUUUUCGAGUGAUGUAUUUCCGUUCUUUUUAUAUAAUUAUUUUCUGUAUACCCGCAGUGUAAAUAUUACAAUAAAAGCAUUAUGC
Belonocnema kinseyi is the source of this 3824-nucleotide messenger RNA. RefSeq lists its product as uncharacterized. NCBI's taxonomy places the organism in Eukaryota, Metazoa, Arthropoda, Insecta, Hymenoptera, Cynipidae. Bases 176 to 3001 code for a protein of 941 amino acids. The record is from RefSeq and is a predicted model, not a curated record. The transcript has 2 exons.